AUGUCUGGAGCCAACGGAGCGACCCUGCACAGUAUAUCUCCUGAUGGUACUCACUCCACCCACGCCUGGAAGGUGCUGGCGCGGUUGCUCCCUUCACGCGACCUGGAUACCGAUAUUUGGUGGCAGCUCACCGGUCGACAACUGGCUGUGCUACUGGACGCGGCUGCGUAUCCGAUCGAGAGACAGUAUGAGUGUCUUUUGUACCAUUAUCACUACGCUACUCCCUAUCUAGGCCCUGCCCCCCGUUUGGGCAGCUUCUCAGGCAAAUGGAAGUCUAUGCUACAAUUGGACGGCACCCCCCUUGAGAUGUCCUGGAAAUGGAACACUUCUGACGGGGAACCUGAUGUCCGCAUCGGGCUGGAACCGAUUAGUCCCAUGGCGGGGACUUCGUGUGACCCUCUCAACCACUCUACCACCCGCGAGAUCCUCCACGGCCUUGUCUCCGUUGUCCCAGGUGUCAAUCUGGGCUGGACCCAUCAUUUCCUCGCGACUUUGUUUGACCAUGACUACGCGAAAUACACUGCAGAGGCCGAUGCCGGCGCCCAGAUCGGAACCAGUCUGAUCUUCUCGCUCGAAUUCUUGCGCAACUCUACCGGACUCAAGACAUACAUCCAACCUCGCCGGCUGAACCAACACGGAUUCCUUGAGGUUCCACACUGGGAGGCGUCUUUCCAGGACCUCCAUCCCGACGCUCCAGCCCGCGCCGCCGUCCAUGAUUUCCUUGCCACUAGCCCAGAGGGCAGGCUAAUGAACCCAUUCUGUCUCAGUGUCGACAACGGCGACCCUGCCAACGCUCGGCUCAAAUGGUACUUCAAUAAUCCCCAUACCAGCUUCUCCGCCAUCCGCGAGAUCAUGACCCUAGGGGGGCGCAUUCCUACCGACGACACCCGCGCCCAACAAUUCAACGAGCUCUUUGACCUCCUCAAAACCCUAACCGACCAGCCUCCCACCUUCCCGUCCGACUCCGAAUUCCCCUACGUCGCCCAGAACGGCGACUCGGGUGCGGCGAGCUUCGCGGAGGUCCCGGAAAUGCUCAAGGGAUGUGUCUACUUCUUCGACAUCAGUCCCGGGAAACCGCUCCCCGCCAUCAAGUUCUACUUCCCCGUGCGGAACCACUGUCGCAAUGAUCUCGUGGUGACUCAGAACUUCACUCGCUGGUUGGACUCGCGAGGACGGGGACAGUACGGGGCUGCUUUCUUGCGUGCACUGGAGGCGGUUGCCGACUACCGUCGAUUGGACGAGGGGAUUGGAUUGCAGAGCUUUGUCAGCUGUCAGUUCAAGAGCAGUGGGAAUCUGGAGCUGACAUCGUAUUUGAAUCCGGAGGCGUUUCAUUCUGCGAGAUCGGGGCCACGUCGGGCCACUCGUCGACGUGGGGAUUAA
This is a messenger RNA of Aspergillus ochraceoroseus IBT 24754, 1380 nucleotides long. RefSeq lists its product as uncharacterized. Lineage: Eukaryota; Fungi; Ascomycota; Eurotiomycetes; Eurotiales; Aspergillaceae. Bases 1 to 1380 code for a protein of 459 amino acids. The record is from RefSeq and is a predicted model, not a curated record. The transcript is spliced from 2 exons. Gene Ontology annotation, biological process: alkaloid metabolic process. Gene Ontology annotation, molecular function: prenyltransferase activity.